AUUCGGCGUUUUUCGAUUAUCAUCUCUCUUUAUAUUCGUGUGUUUUUGGCGCAAUUUAUUGUUUUUCCUUUUUCUCUCCGCCUAUCAUCGUGACGCCGUCCUGCGACCCGCGUCAGCGUCACACUAUUUCCGCACCGAAAGUGCGCGUUGUACACGUCGCGGUCUUAAGUUAAAUCUUGUGCUCAUCGUUCGUAUCUCCGCGACGAAACGCUCACUAUUUCAACUACAACAACUGGUAAAGGAAAGACUACUGCGAUUAUUUGCGUGUUAGCAUCCACCUGCGGCGAUAAUGGGAGACAAGGAAGGUGAUACGUUUGACGAGGCGGUCGAGGAGCGUGUCAUCAACGAAGAAUACAAGAUAUGGAAGAAGAACACGCCGUUCUUGUACGACUUGGUCAUGACUCACGCACUUGAGUGGCCGUCGCUCACCGCUCAGUGGCUCCCAGACGUUACUCGUCCGGAAGGUAAAGAGUAUUCUAUACACCGUUUAAUACUUGGUACUCAUACUUCAGAUGAACAAAAUCAUCUAUUAAUUGCUAGUGUUCAGUUACCUAAUGAAGAUGCUCAAUUUGAUUCUUCGCAUUAUGAUGGAGAAAAACAAGAAUAUGGUGGAUUUGGUUCUGUAAGUGGUAAAAUUGAAAUUGAAAUUAAAAUCAACCAUGAAGGUGAAGUAAACCGUGCUCGUUACAUGCCUCAAAAUCCAUGUGUGAUUGCUACCAAAACACCAUCAAGUGAUGUAUUAGUAUUUGAUUAUACCAAACAUCCAUCCAAACCUGAUCCAAACGGAGAAUGCCAACCAGAUCUAAGAUUACGAGGUCAUCAAAAAGAAGGAUAUGGUUUAUCAUGGAAUCCCAAUUUGAACGGAUAUUUGUUAAGUGCAUCUGAUGAUCACACCAUAUGUCUAUGGGAUAUUAAUGCCACUCCCAAAGAACAUAGAGUUGUUGAGGCUAAAACUAUUUUUACUGGACAUACUGCUGUUGUUGAAGAUGUCGCUUGGCAUUUAUUACAUGAAUCAUUGUUUGGUUCUGUUGCUGAUGAUCAAAAACUUAUGAUUUGGGAUACACGUGCCAACAAUACAAGCAAGCCAUCACAUACUGUUGAUGCUCACACUGCUGAAGUUAAUUGUUUAUCAUUUAAUCCAUAUUCAGAAUUCAUUUUAGCUACAGGAAGUGCUGAUAAAACUGUAGCCUUAUGGGAUUUAAGAAAUCUCAAAUUGAAGUUGCAUUCCUUUGAAUCACAUAAGGAUGAAAUAUUCCAAGUACAAUGGUCACCACAUAAUGAGACUAUAUUAGCAUCUAGUGGUACAGAUAGACGUUUACAUGUUUGGGAUUUGAGUAAAAUAGGCGAAGAACAGUCUCCAGAAGAUGCUGAUGACGGCCCUCCUGAACUUUUGUUCAUCCAUGGUGGCCAUACAGCAAAAAUAUCAGACUUCUCUUGGAAUCCCAAUGAACCAUGGGUUAUAUGUUCAGUUUCUGAGGACAAUAUUAUGCAGGUGUGGCAAAUGGCUGAAAAUAUUUAUAAUGAUGAAGAACCAGACGCUAGCAGUCCUGAAGUAGAUGCACCUGUUCCUUAAACUUUGUACAUGAGUAAUUAAUUUUAUCAACAUUACUUUAAGCGUAACAUAUAAUGGUCUUUUUUUUAAAUUAUUCAAUAUGCUAUCUGAAAUGUACAUACUAAGCACUGAGUAUAUUCAAUUCUAUUCACAUUGUCCUCGUAAUUUGUACAAUAUAUUAUGUUUUAUAAUAUUGUGCAUAGAUAAUAUAUUCUGAAUAAUUGUACCAUUUAUAACAAUCCAUUGAUUUUUAAUGAAUUUAGGUAAUUAUUAUCUUUUUUUA
This is a messenger RNA of Myzus persicae (green peach aphid), 1835 nucleotides long. It is a transcript of the gene Caf1-55, whose product is annotated as histone-binding protein RBBP4. Gene Ontology annotation, cellular component: NuRD complex; ESC/E(Z) complex; nucleus. The transcript is spliced from 9 exons. The record is from RefSeq and is a predicted model, not a curated record. Gene Ontology annotation, biological process: regulation of gene expression. Gene Ontology annotation, molecular function: histone binding. Bases 290 to 1573 code for a protein of 427 amino acids. Lineage: Eukaryota; Metazoa; Arthropoda; Insecta; Hemiptera; Aphididae.